CUCUUUUCUUGAGCACAUUUCGUUGUUCUUCGAAUUCUCUAGAAUUCUGGCUUUACAGUCUCGAUUUAUUGUAAUGGUAUUAUUUCUAAGGUGCCUUUUGUUGGCAGGAAUGAGAAUUAUGACAUGGGGUUGGGGAGCGCGGAGCUUUAGGAACUAUGAUCUCAAACAUCCAACGGUUGCUACAUGCAUGGAAUGAUCUGACCUGUUUAAAUGUACCAUGCUAGCGAAAAUAUGAAUAUCAGGAACUUGAUAUCUGUUGCUGACCAGCAUAUUGGUAUGGGUUGGGGUGUCCCCCUCCCAGAUGAGCUGAAAAAGCUUAGAGACACUUUGGACAGGAUUCAGCCUGUAAUAGGUGAUGCUAGAAAAAAGCAAGUGAACAAUGAAUCUGUGAGCGGCUGGUUGAGAAGGCUUCAAGAUGUUAUCUAUGAUGCUGAUGAUCUUUUGGAUGUGUACUCUUAUGAAGCCAUACGUCGAAAGGUGAAGGCGAGCGAGGGAAAUAUGGUACGACAAUUCUUUAUUUCAUCCUCCAACCCACUUGCAUUUCAUAUUAAGAUGUCUUCUAAAUUUAAGAAUAUCAAUUCGAGGUUAGGCGAAAUUAUUGCUGAUAUGGGUCAGUUUAAGUUUGAAAUCACUGGUAGUUUUUAUCAUGAUCAAACUCUUGUGCCCACAAACCAACCAAUAUCAUUCAUACCAGAUACUUCGAAAAUAUUUGGAAGAGAGACAGACAAAUCAAAUAUAAUAAGCAUGUUAAUGACGUCAACAUCUGCAUCAUUAGCAUCAUGUCUAGAAGAUUCUAUCAUAUGCAUAGUGGGUAUGGAAGGACUUGGAAAAACUUCCUUAGCUCAAGUAGUUUACCGGGAUAGAUUGAUACAAAGUAAUUUUGAACCAAGAUUAUGGAUUUGUGUAUCUAAUGAUUUUAACGUCAAAGAAGUCCUUAGAAAUAUACUGGUAACCAUUAACCAUACCAAGUGUGAUGAUUUUGAUACACUAAAAGAUGAGGAAAUUGUAGUUGAAGUUCAGGAAAAGUUGGCUGGGAAGAAAUACUUGUUUAUCUUCGACGAUAUAUUGAGUGCAGAUGCUGCUGAGUGGGCCAAAUUUAGGAGUUAUUUAUCUGUAGGUGCGCCAGGGAGUAAAAUUUUAGUCACUACAGGUAAUGGCGCAGUUGCAUCUCUUCUAAGCCCUAUAAUUCCACCGUAUGCUUUGCAGAAAUUAUCCCAAAAUGAAUGUUGGUCUAUUAUGAAGAACAAAGCAUUCUCUCCUGGUGGAGCGUCUGACACACUGGAUAUGGCAAAAAUAGGAAUUGAGAUUGCGGGAAAAUGUGAUGGUUCACCAUUUGCGUCAUAUUUUCUCGGAGGUCUCAUGCACUUAAAAAAUAGUGAGCCUGAUUGGUUGUCUAUUAGAGACAAUAACAUAUUAAGUAAACCAGCAGGCAUAUUAACUACACCAGCAGACAACAAGGAUAGAAUCAGGUCAAUAUCGAAAUUGAGCUUUGAUGAGCUUUCCCCAAAUUUGAAACAAUGUUUCUCUUACACCUCCAUGUUUCCUCAUGGUUGGGAAUUUGAUAGAGAAACAUUGGUUCAAUUAUGGGUGGCAGAAGGAUUCAUUCCUUUAUCUUAUGGUGAACAUCAAAAAUCACCUGAAGAUAUUGCAAAUGAAUACUUUCAUAGUUUGGUGUCUUGCUCAUUUUUUUAUGAUGUAAAGAAGGACGAAAUAGGUGACAUCCAAAAAUGCAAAGUUCAAGGUAUAGUGCGUGAACUUGCACUAGAGGUCGCCGGCAAUAAUGGAAUCUCGAGACAACAUAGAACCGAUGACAAAAGUCCAGAUGGAGUUCGUCGUCUGGUUUUGCAAGGAGGAGCAUCACAAGAUAAUUGCAGGGAGCUGCAUAAAUCUGACGGAUUACGGUCGAUCUUUAUCCUAAAGAACAGGCAUUCAGGAGUUAGCAAUAUACUGAGGAGCAAGCGGCUAAGGGUAGUAAGUUUUCUUGGUGAACGCAGUCCAAUUAUUGCUCCAUCUUUCGCUUCUAAACUUAAACAUUUGAGGUACCUCAAUCUCUCGCAUUCUGUAUUCAAAGAAGUAUCUGGAGCUUCUGUGAUAAGUGAAUUUUACAAUUUGCAGACACUUGUACUUCAUCGGUGCACUAACGUCCAUAUGAUACUUAGAGCAUCCACAGUGGGCGAUCAAACCCAUUUAUUUGGUCGAGGAACGAGACACAGUGGUACGGACUAAAGACUAAAAUCUGGACCAAAACCCAAAUUUCAGACUAUAUUUGGUCUGGGACCAAGACCAAAACCAAAUUUGGUCGAGCGGAGAUUAAAAGUUUGUCGGGAAUGGGGCGUAAGUAUAAAAUGCGCCUGACGAAAGUUUUUGAAUUAAAAAAAGAAAAAAAAAUA
This is a messenger RNA of Papaver somniferum (opium poppy), 2390 nucleotides long. RefSeq names its product putative disease resistance protein RGA3. Gene Ontology annotation, molecular function: ADP binding. The transcript has 4 exons. Bases 211 to 2226 code for a protein of 671 amino acids. NCBI's taxonomy places the organism in Eukaryota, Viridiplantae, Streptophyta, Magnoliopsida, Ranunculales, Papaveraceae. The record is from RefSeq and is a predicted model, not a curated record. Gene Ontology annotation, biological process: defense response to other organism.